Messenger RNA from Alligator sinensis (Chinese alligator), 12353 nucleotides. It is a transcript of the gene ARHGEF4, whose product is annotated as Rho guanine nucleotide exchange factor 4. Lineage: Eukaryota; Metazoa; Chordata; Crocodylia; Alligatoridae. Gene Ontology annotation, molecular function: guanyl-nucleotide exchange factor activity; protein binding. The transcript has 17 exons. The coding region runs from base 210 to 7145 and encodes 2311 amino acids. The record is from RefSeq and is a predicted model, not a curated record. Gene Ontology annotation, biological process: intracellular signal transduction.
UUUGCAAGAGGUUGUUCAAUAAGAGGAAGGCAAUGAGCCAAUGCAGUUUAAAGAAAGUUUGUUUCGGUGUAGUCUAACUUUUUGGGUUGGCUUAAAGACAAAGCCUACAUACUUUUGGAAAACCAGGGAGUGUAAUUAGUGCUUUGAAAAAUAUUCCCUGAGUUGUCUGUGGAAAGAUCAGGGCUUUGUCAAAGAAGAAAAGCUCUAAAAUGGAGUUCAAUAGGUGCACAAGUGCACCCGUAGAAGAGGCUCGGAGAAGACAAGAGGCCGGGGAGGAUGCUACUCCUGAUUCUGGCAGUAGAGUUGUCAGUGAAGAGCUGGAUCUGGUACAAAUGUAUCUUACCUGUUUACCUGACAGAUACAUGAAAGCAAAAUUCAGCCUGACUGCAUAUCUGGCAUGCUGGUUGGUUCUGAAACUCUGCAAGAAAGCCUGUGAGAAAAGACUGUCAGCUUCUAAUAAGGGUCUCAGUGAAACUACUGUAAGAAAGCCUGCCAGAGAAACGGAAGAGGAGAAUACCUCUGAGAAGGCAAAAUGCUACAAUGAAGUGCCGAGCCAGCUGGAGACCCCUGAGCCAACUGAAAACUGCAUCAGUGAAGGAGAGUUUGAAGAUGACCAGAGUUCUACCACACUAAGUACAGUAGAGUUGGAGCUACGUGGAUCAAGCCAGGAAACAGAUGAAGAUUAUUUUGAGACCCAGUCUCAUCAGAGUGAAUCAGUUUCAGACAUUAAGACUGAGCCUUAUGAAAGUGCAUCAGACACAGAGUCUGUUGCCUUUGACAUAACUGGAGAAACUUGCUUGAGUUCAAGCUGUUUUUCUGCUGAAAAAAGAGAACCAUGCCAUAAGUUUCAUGAUGUGAAGGCAGAAUUGUCCGCUCACCAACUUAAAUGCACAAGGCAGCCAGCGCAUAGUCAAAGGAAGCAGUUGGAUUUAAAAGUAGCAUCAACCAAGAAUGAACUUUGGGUACAGACUGGAAAAUCAGAAGGAGAAAAGACAGGGGAGAAAAUACUAAUAUUAACUAGUGAUCUUUCCAACCCAAAGUCAAAAACCAGUGGAGAGGAUACUGUAACAAGGACAGACACUAAGUUAGUUGUUGGUGGAUUGCAAGGUCAAAUAAAGUCUGAUAGCAAUAAAGCAAAACCAACUGAAAAAGCUGUUACAAGGAAUGAAAAAAGACCAACAGUAUUGAAUAUUUCUUGUUUGAAAGCAAACUCAGAAAGUUGUUUGGCUUUCCCUGAUACUCCGCAAUUUCCUUUCCAGCCAGAUGUAGGAUCAAGCCACAGUUUGCCUAAUAUGUAUUUUGAAACAAAUAGAACUGGCUAUAAAAGAAUCACGGAGGUGACUGAACUGAAUUCCAACCUGGAUUCAAUACCCAGCAUAAAAUGCAAUAAGAAGAACUCAGUUAACAGUCAAAAUGCAGCUAAAGGGGUAGGAAAUGGAAUCUCAGGGGUCAUGCUGAAAUCAGAUUCACUCUUACACCAGCCCUUCCUAAAAUCUAAAUUUCAGCCACUACCUAGGAAGCCAGAGAUUACAGAAAGUAAAACAUGGCACAGUGAACCUGAAAACAUUAGUGUUCAAGGCAAGAGAGAAUACUUGGAUGACUAUUUUCAGCUUACUGAUAAAUUUAGAUGGUCAUGUUCCAGAAUACAUCUUCAAGGCCUAGAUUUGGAAUACACUUGGAAAGACUUAAAAAGGGCUGGUUGCAGCUCUGAAAAAGCAAUAAAAGACAAGGGGAAAUUUGGCCUAAACGGAUCACUUCUUAAUGCCUAUGUAGACUCAAAUAGUGAUCAGCUUUCUCAUCCGGUAGGCUCUCACCAAGGUGCUGAUAUUAAUUUGCACAGGAAAUCAGAAGCAUGUGGCCUUAACAGAAAUACGACAGAUACAUGUGCUUAUACCUUGUCUUUGGCACCACUCCACCUGAAAGAUGCCUCCAAGUGUGAUCCAAAACAAAGAGAGAUUCUCUCAGCCUUGCAUUCUGAGCCAACAAGCAUAAGUGCAGUAGUACCAGCAAGAAAAGAUAAAAGCAAAUCUGAGAUAGUUUUGGAAACACAAAGGUUCUCUGGCAGCAUUCAUGUUGAAACUGACAUUGGUGAUACUAAGGAACAAACGACUUGUUUUGUAGGUGUUUCUACUAGUGCAGAAAACAGAGGCGCUAAUUGUCCUGCAAACUACAUCCUGGCUGGCAGAACACAGCUAAAUAACUCAGAGGAGAGCAGCACUGGCCCUGAAUCACCAAACACAGAGGCCUUUGUAAAGGAAGCAGGGUUAAGGGAGUCUUUUGAACUUGGUUUGGAUUUUAAAGGCCUGGAAACCACACCUAAAUCAGGUGCCAACGAUAUUCCAGGAGAGAAACAUGAUUCCAUGCUGCGGAACCAGAGUAAUAAAAAAGAUGCCUUGCAGGGCUACCAUAAGCCAGUGACAACAAACGGACGUGUUAUUAAUGAAGAAGUAAAGGAUGAAGAUAAUGUGUGUGCCAUUGAAAUAGCUCCCAAGCUGGGUUACGUGAGCCAGCGACGGGACUUGUUGAAGUUCCCAGAGUUAAAACCAGCUCUAAUUAUAAUAUCUGUGGAACAAAAAGGCUUGCAUUCCAAGACAUUGAAUAAAAACUGUUCUACUGAAAUGAUAACGGGAACACUGGGAGAACUAGUAAGUAAGAAUUUGGGGUCUCCUUCCCUUGCCAGCAGAGAACAUAAUAAGCCAGAGAGAGCUUUGAAUGAAUACUUUAGCUGUGAAGAACAAACUUUGCCUAUCCUCCCUGUCUCUGGUGAUGACGAGGCAACUCCUGUUGGGGGCCCUGUCCAAGAAGAAUCAGAAAUUGUGCAAAAGCAAGUAGAGGAAACGACUCUGGUUUCAUCCUUAAAUAUCAGCAGCAGUAGUGUCACAGAAGGAAAUGUAAGUCUACGACUGGAAAAUGCUAAACAGCAGGAAGGUGCAGAUAGUGCAAUACAUGUGGAACCAAAUGAUGUAGCCAGUGUAGGAAUCUCUCAGGUAGAACCCUGCAGACUAAAUGCUAAUUUUGAGUUAGAGGCAGCAGAGUUAACACAAUCACUGUUUGAAAUGAGAGGUGACAAAGUGAUUGAGAAAAAUGAGUUCAGUGCAAGUCAGGGCCUGGAAGAAGACAUGUACGUAACUCCUUCAGAAAUGUUGGAAAUGAACAGCGCUGGUGGCCUGUGCCGGCAAGAUGGGGCUACUGAUGAUGUAGUAGGGAGCUGCAUCUUUGGUAAACAAAGACAAGAAGGGGAAACAACUGAAGGCUGUAAUAGUUCAAAAGAACUAAUAGCUGUUUUUGAAGAUUCUCCCACUAGACCAAUAAAUCAGGACUCAGCUGAAGAGGAGCCAGCAAACCUUAGCAAAGACAUUGCACAGAAUGUGAAUGGGACCGAUACUUGUAACCAUGCUGUGAAAAGGGACAGCCAGGAUUCCUCCACAGUGGGCCUAGAUAAUGUAAGUACAGGCAGUGGUAACAGUGAGGAAAUGGAUGAGAAUUUAUUCCAUUUCCUGGGGAACAACAGUAGCUUUUACAAGGCUGUGCAAAAACAGACCAAGACUGGGAACACUGGGAAACCUUCCAAGUUUUUAGUUUUCUCAAAAAUGGCAUCCUUCAGGAAAACUAAGUCAGCACCUGCUGAAAAUCAAGGUAGUAGCAGCUUCCUUGGUGGCAAGACAAAGACAGAAGAACUGGACACUGGGAAAGAGGAAGGUGAUACAGAAAUCAUGCAGUCUUUUAAAAAUUAUUCCCCUACUUCUGUCUUUCAAAGGAAAGAAAGCUACACCUCUGAGUACUCUGAUGAUGAGGAUUUAUUCUAUGAGAGACCGGCAGGAUUAUUCAACAGAUUAAGCCUGAGGAAAGCCUCUAGCUCUGGUCGGUUACUGAUGGAAGACAUAGAAACGAAUCUUACUUCUCCCACCCUCAAUACUGUGAAAUCCCUUGAAGGACAAACUUUAGCUUCAGAGGAAAAUAACCCCAAUGAAGCUGCAGCGUGGUCUGGGAUCAGAAGAUCCUCAUCUGAGAUCGAGUGUAAAAGAAAUAAAACCCCUGAGGGUAAAAAGUUUCGCACAAGGUUGGCCUUGGCACACAAAUCCUUGUCAAGUUUAUUUGAGUCCAGAUCUCUGGAGAAGGAAAACAAUGAGCAAUGCUCCAAAGUGCCACUGAAACAUGACAAAGAGAAAGCCAAACUUCGCCAAAGUUCUUGGAAAGCAUUUCUGAAAAGCAAAGAAGCAGAUGGGCUGAAGAGCUCUGCCUUUGUGAGUAUGUCACCAACCCAGGAGAGAUUUAAUAUCACCAGAAAUCAGCAGCAAGGUCCUGGCAGUGCUGCAAGGAGGACCUCCACAGAGAAGCAGGAGGGUUCUAAUGGGCAAGUGUUUUUGAGAUCAGGUGUAUCUAAUGGCACCUAUCCAGAUACCAACCAUUUUGACACAUCUGUGGAGCAUGUUGAUGUCUCUACCCCUGCAUAUAUGAGGAGGAAAAGAGUACUGUCUUAUGACCUGACUAUCAAAUGUCCACAAAGCCCAGAUGAUGAUGAGCAGCAGGAAGCACUGAGCAACAGUUUAGAUGCUUCCCUGGAGGAGUACUGGCUGAAAUCACCCUUCAGCCCCAGUGACUUGCACUCGUCAUUUACCCAGUUAAGCCCUUCUUGCCCCCAGCUAUCAACAUAUGAAGGCAAAGAUAUGCCCUGUAGGCCCAUGAGCCCCAAACCAUGGAGCUCAAGACCAGGUUUUCAAUGCAGGAGUGUCCAUUAUCCUGGGAGAAUAAGUGCCACUUCGAUGAUCUCUCUUGGGAACAACUCUGCAAUCGACAGCAGUUCAGAGGCACCAGAAAGGCCAAAGACCCUGAAACCUAGAGGUAGUCUCUUGCUUUCCAUGCAUUCACUGGACAAUGAAUACCAGAGGGAAGACAGUGGGAUAAGCAGUCAAUCCCAGAUCAGCUUGAACACAGCUUCUUCGGUUAGUGAUAUUCUCAGAGAUGAGGAUCCUAAACAGCAAAGUCAAACACCACCUGAAAAAAGGUCCUGUGAGAAAUGGGUUCCCCAUCGAAAAAAGAAACCUCCUCAGACACUGCCAUCCCCACGCCCAUUCUCAAGCAUUGAAAACAAAGGCUGGAGACUCCCUCUCCUCACUUCGGAUGGAAAAGCCAAGGAAACUUCACAGAGGAGGCGGCCCAAACCCCUUUACAAGCAUUUCAGCUUCGAUGACAUUUGGAUGGAAAGGAACCGGAAAAGGAAACUCGAGAAGGAGCCACAGAGGGAAAUCCAAUGGAGUAACCUCCCUGAGGACCAAGUAAAAGCUAGAAUGAGUUUGGCCAUCGCUUCUGCUGUUGCCUUUGACAUUCUUCCCCUUAAGUUGCAUCCGUUUUCGCAGAGCACCCCGACAGGCUUAGACUGCGUGGGCUGGAAACGACGCAUCUCAUUUCCUGUGAUCACUGAUGGGCCACUGGAUAAGACAGCUCUUACAGAUGAUGUGGGAAGUGAGGAAGAUCUAUAUGAGGACUUCCGGAGUUCCAAUCACCGCUAUGGCCACCCUGGAGGAGGAGGAGAACAGCUUGCUAUUAAUGAGAAAUGUGGGGGUCAACUUAUACAAUGUGUCAAGCUAUAUACUGUAAAAUACAGUACACAUUUGCUCAUCAGUGAUGGCAGUGUGGUGUAUGCAGAAGCCCUUUGGGAUCAUGUCACAAUGGAUGACCAAGAGCUGGGAUUCAAGGCUGGCGAUGUCAUUGAAGUAAUGGAUGCUACGAACAAAGAGUGGUGGUGGGGAAGGAUCCUUGACAGCGAAGGCUGGUUUCCAGCCAGCUUUGUACGGCUCCGAGUAAACCAAGAUGAACCUAUGGAAGACUAUCCUCUAAAAGUAGAGGACGGCAAAGAGGAAGACGUCAGCAGCACUGCCCGCCGCUAUGGUGUUGGGCAGACAAGCAAGGAUCAGAUGAGGACCAAUGUGAUUAAUGAGAUCAUAAGCACAGAGAAAGACUACAUCAAACACCUUAAGGACAUCUGUGAGGGGUACAUUAAGCAGUGCCGCAAAAGAGCUGACAUGUUUACAGAGGAACAACUGAAGACAAUCUUUGGUAACAUCGAGGACAUUUACAGAUGUCAGAAAAAGUUUGUAAAAGCCCUGGAGAAGAAAUUCAACAAAGAGUACCCACACUUGAGUGAGCUUGGCUCCUGCUUCCUGGAACAUCAAACAGAGUUUCAGAUAUACUCUGAGUACUGCAACAAUCAUCCCAAUGCCUGCCUGGAGCUGUCCCGCCUUGCUAAAGUGAACAAAUACGUCUAUUUCUUUGAGGCCUGCCGCCUUCUUCAGAAGAUGAUUGACAUCUCUCUGGAUGGGUUUCUUCUUACACCAGUGCAGAAAAUCUGCAAGUACCCACUGCAGCUGGCCGAACUGCUCAAAUACACCAACGCCCAGCACAGGGAUUUUAAAGAUGUUGAAGCUGCCUUAAAUGCUAUGAAGAACGUUGCUCGGCUCAUCAACGAAAGAAAGAGGCGGCUGGAGAACAUAGACAAAAUUGCCCAGUGGCAGAGUUCCAUAGAGGACUGGGAGGGGGAAGAUGUCCUGGUCAGAAGCUCAGAACUCAUCUAUUCUGGAGAAUUAACCAAGAUUUCCCAGCCUCAAGCCAAGAGCCAACAGCGAAUGUUCUUCCUCUUUGAUCAUCAGCUUGUCUGCUGUAAAAAAGACCUCCUGCGCCGUGACAUCUUAUAUUACAAGAGUCGGAUCAACAUGGACGACAUGGAAAUAGUAGAUGUGGAGGAUGGGAAGGACAAGGACUUCAACAUCAGUGUUAAAAAUGCAUUCAAGCUGCACUGUAAGACCACAGAGGAAGUCCACUUAUUCUGUGCAAAAAAGCCAGAACAGAAGCAGCGCUGGCUCAAAGCAUUUGAGAAUGAAAGGAAACAGGUUCAGCUCGACCAGGAAACUGGUUUUUCGAUCACAGAAGUGCAGAAGAAGCAGGCAAUGUUGAAUGCCAGCAAACACCACCACAGUGGGAAGCCCAAGGCUGUCACCAGACCCUACUACGACUUUCUGAUGCGCCAGAAGCACCCCACCCUGCCGGCCAACCUGCCCCAGCAGCAAGUCUUCAUGUUGGCAGAGCCCAAGCGCAAGCCUUCAAACUUCUGGCAGAACAUCAGCAGGCUGACACCCUUCCGGAAAUGAAGGGCAGCCCCGCGUCUGUGCCUGAAUCCCCUCCAAGAAAGCACUUUAUCCAUCAGCUCUGGGAUACUUGAGCCCAGACUCCUCCAAUCCUUUGUCUGCAGAGGACGGUGCACGCUCCUUCCUUCCCUAUUUAUUUUGCAGACUGACUAAACUCAAUGGCUCCAAAAUGGGACACUGUGCUCGUACCAGUUUAAGUGAGCCGACCUUGCACAGCACCCAGCAGCUCUGUAACUCCCAAGCAAGAGAACACAACAGCAUGGAGCCCAAAGUGUGUUUCAUCCUCAGAUUUCCCUUACUGUCCGUUUGCAUCUUGAACCAUUCCUCCCAGCUGGGAACAUAAUUGCUGUAUGACGACUACCAGAAAGACUAACUUUCAGUCAGUGCGGCUCUCUGUGCAGAGAUGUCAGCUGGGUCAGUAGGACAUCUACCUGCUUGGUGUCUACUGAGCAUGCCCAAAACACUGGUUCCAUUAUUGCUGAUGUUAUGCACUUUUGGGGGGAAUUAAACCCUUUCUUCCACUGCCACCAUCCCCAGUGUUUCUCAUCAAGGAAGUGAUAUCCCUACAUGUUUAACAAAUUGAUUAGCCUUUAUUGGCACUUAGAAAAGGCAGCAGUGAGUAUCACUGUGACCUUUUUACUUCCUCCUUAGUUCAGCACACUGAUGAAGAACCAUAGUAUCUUAAAUGGUGCCAACCAACUUACAGCAUGAGUAAAAGUACAAGAAUCUCACAAUCUAGCUGGUUUUCUUGAGUUAUGUUUGUUAGGAAAAAUUGUGCCUAAAUUAAUACUCCUUAGACUCUUUCCAUCAUCACUCUGCCAUAUUUCCUGGCCAAUGAAAAUGUUCAUUGUUUGUAAUGUGUUUUAUUUAUGGUAAAAACAAAACUGUGUAUUUUGUAAGUUUGUAAUUGGUCUUGUCAGAUGUUAACUUGAUGCCUGUUUUGUCUGUCUUUUUUAACAAAAACAAGGUGGCCAACACUUGCAAACCUAGCUCCCUAAAGUUAGAAUUCAUGGCUGGGCACUGUGGUCUUGGCUUUUCACAUGUUGUGGGGGGACAGGUGGGGGGAAGAGAAACAAGUCAGUUCUAGAAGACCCUGACCAUGGGAUUUGGAGUCUACCUUUAGGCAUCCAGGUUUGAUAACUGUGGCCAAAAAGAAUUCAUUUAAUCCUUGGUUAGUAAAAGAAAAGAUAUGCCUUACAAUAGUGAAAGAGUUAGAAGCCAUACUGACUGAAUUCCAUAGUUUAGGAGAAAGUCCUGUGAGGUUGGAAACAAGAUAUCCAUUCACUCCAACAGGAUGCUAUUGUGAGUGAGCACUAACUCUCUGCAAAGCUCAGAGGUCCAAUGUAUGCUGAUGCUGUAGCUGACCAAAGUCUGGUCAUCCGGGGAUAUCUGAAUUCAGUAGCAUGUAUAAAGUCAUUCUUGCACUAUAUCUUUCCCCACACAAGGGGCUACAUUUAAUUUCAUAAAGAAACUUGUAAAAGUAACCUGCAGCCUGUGUGUGUGUCUUACAUGUCUGUAUCCAUUUGUGUGGUCCUUGUUUUCCCUCUUCACGAUCAUAGCAAGCUUGUUCUUGCUGCAUAAGCGGCCAUGUGGGAAGCUGGCAUCUCUUGGAUAGCACAUCUGCUGAGACUAAUGGGAACAGAAAUAGACUGAUUACUUGCAAUGCUGUGCCCAAGCAUGGUAGUGUAAAGUAACAUCCAUCUCUCAAAUUCCUGCCAUGGGCCUGGAUGGGUUUCAGCGUCGAGUGUAACAGCCUGUAACUAGUCUCUGCUAAACUUAAGCCAAAGUCAAGAACAUCACUGGCUGAGCAUAUUAUACCAAGCACAUCAUUCAAGGCUGUUUUCCUUAACUAGAAUUACCUUUUAUUUAUAUAACUUGCAAUGAACACUUGAGCUCUUCAACUGUGAUUUGCCUCUUACUGCUGCAAUGAAUGAGAUCAGAAAGCAGUGUCAAGAUGUAAAAACUGCCUAAGAUUAUCUCUAUAUAUGAACUGAGUAUAACAUAUGUAAUAGACAUGCAGCACCUACUCACUGCAUCUUGCAGCCUGUCACGAGGAGUGAUGCUUGUCUGUGGAAUGAGAUGCCUAAACUGUGGUUAAAAUUUUCAUUGGUGUACAAAAACAAACAGUCUAGGCCCUCUUCUCACAUUUCAGUUAACAACAUUGUAGCCAUACCCUUCUCUUGGUUGCAAUGCUUGCUUUUUUGUGGGUCAUUUUGUGCCCACCCCAUUUCCUGGUACUAGUACUCUUCCCCAGAACAGAUAGCAAUAGCUAUGGACUAACACAGUCUUAACUAGGAGGUAUCUUAAACUGCUCCAGCCAUAUUAGAAAAUGGGUGCCUGGUUAGUAACAUGCUCCCCUCAGGGCAAGGGCUUCCUCCAUCUUAACAUUUUAAAUCAUUCUCCUUCCCCCCCCGUCCAGUAACAAGCCAUUUCAUUUGGGCAAUUAAAAGUUUAUCUGCUACUUUUCAUAAUGCGAACCACAUGGCUGCUGCAACAUGUUUAAUCUCUUGCAUAGAGUCAUCUUUUUAGGACCAGCUCUGCUUCACAGAGGUUCAUGUGACUAGAGCACUGAAUUGCACCACUUGUGGGGGGGUAGAGAGACCUGAUGGGUAUUGCAGAGAUACUGCACGACAGUAGGUGCUGUUCCUUUGUCCCAUGUAUCCUGAGUGUCUGCACUCCUUCUUCCUUACCAUAAACAUGUCUGUUUUGAUUGGCCAGGAAGCAAAUAGGUUGAUAUGUAAAUGAUCAUUUUUCUGAGUCUAGGAGUACUUGGUGAGAGGAGCUUUUUUACCCUGUACCGACACAGUUUUAAUUUGUACAGACAAUGAGUUUAGGGAAAGGCUGGAUUCACUCUCACUGGCAUAAGUCAGCAGUAAUUUCACUGAGCUAAUGGGGGUUAAACUGAUAGAGAAACCAGUCUAACAAAGUUCAAGAAUCUUGAAAAACAAAACUUAAGGGACACGUUGACAUUGCCCUCAUCAUAGUAGUCCAAAGAACAGAAAAAGCACGUAGAUGAAAUAUUACCAUUUCUUCCAGAACUUGUUUUACACAUAAUUAGCACAUGCACAUUUGUUGAAAACCUUCUGCAGACAUCUUUUUUUUUCUGACAGAGGCCAAAGUAGGACAAUCCUGUCAAGUGCUGUUCUUAACUGUGUAUUCUACAAUUGUUCAGUUUAGUUGUCUACAGGUAAAUGUUCAUAUUGCCUCUUCAGCUGUACCUCUAGCAUUGUAAGAGACACUGCAGACUAGUGGCUGAUCUCACUACCAUGCAAGCCACAUUCAAGACGACAGGAACUGUGCCAUCAAAUGGAGCCAUGAUUUAGAUCCUGUACACACACGAGAGUUACAGGACUGACACUGGCAUGACUGAGAUAAGAAUUCAGCUUGCUUCAAGAUUUCUUUCAUGUACAAACAUGUAUAUAGAGCCAUUCAUAUAUAAGCACAUGUGUAAACUGGUUCUAUCCAAGUGGAAUUUUAACUGUUUCAUCUUAGGUUAUAUCCAAUAAUAAUUCCUUUUUAUUCUAGUCAUGAGACUAUUACUUUAUAGAUGAAUCAUUGUGUUCUCAGAUACACAUAUUCCAACUAGACUGGUUUUCUACAAUUAAAACAUAGGAAUUUUCUUCCACAUUAUUCAAUUCAAGUAUAGGUGAAUAUAAAGGGAACAGUAAUUCAACAUUCUCAGAGGGAGUUCUGUGUCCCCUUCCCUUAUCUUGGACUCUGGUUUUGGGGUUGGAGUUACUGAAUUUGCACCGCCAAUGUUAAAGAAAAGCAAAAAAAAAGGACAGCGGUCAAUGUGUGAGUGAGUAUUUAUAUACAUAGUAGGUAAUCGUCCUGACUAUAAUACAGUCUCUCAACGAAUGAGACCUUUUUCCUAGUGUAUCAAGUUCAAUAAAAGAAUUUUUUUUUUUAAAUUACAGAAGCAUGCUGAAAACCCAAAGCAACCCUGCUUAGCCCCGAAUCUACUAUGAUAGCCCGCAGGACUACUGGCUUCUUACUUGCUAAGGCCUCAAUGGUCUCAGCUUCCCCAAAAUUAAAAAAAGAAAAAAAAAACAAACCAGAUUUAGGCUGGGCCCAGCCACCUAGGCUCAGAGACACUGCCAGGGCUCCAAGUGAAGCAUAGUUCAGAAUCUGAGACUUGGCAUGGCAUGCUGAAACCCCGGAGGGGUUGCCAAGCCCUGAGACUUUGCCCCAGGGACCUCUAGCACUGCUCCGAUGAACUCUGAAGCCCAAUGAGCUUAGCACAUGUUGUGGGGUAAAACAAAUCUCCCAAAUCCACAAGGUUGCAUCUGGGCAGCUCAGACACACACCACGGCUUUAACUCGCAACCUUCUGGUUCCUAGCUCAUUACAGGAGCCCCUUGGCCCUGUGGCCUUAAUCCUGUGAUCCAGCAGGAGGACCCACCUCUGAAGAUCUCAAGAACUUCAGUGGCCUAAUGCUCUUCACAUCCUAUGCUACGCUACACAAAAAAAUAUUUCAUGUGCCUUGCGUGAGGGCCCUGGGCCCAGCAAAAAGAGGCUACACUCAGCCACAAAGUCCCCUUUUCUACCUACAACCAUCAUCCUCACAGCCCCAAACCUACUACACAAAAUCUGCAGCGCUGCUGACUUCUUACCUGCUAGGGCCUCAAUGGUCUUGGCUGCCCCAAAAUUAAAAAACAAACACAACAACAAAAACCCCAGACUUGGGCUGGGCCUAGUCACCCCUGCUCAGACACUGCCAGGGCUCCGAAUGAAGCACGGGCCAGAAUCUGGAGCUUGGUGUAGUAUUCCACGCCAACCCCCGAGGCUUUGCUCCCUGAAGCCCUAGCACUGCUCAGGUGAGCUCUGAAGCACAUCUAAACCCAUCAUGUGUUGGGGGGCAAUAUUUUUAUUUUUAUUUUUUUACUAUACUGCUGUAACUGCUUGUAUUUUCUCUUUUUCAUAGCAAGUUGAGCCAUGCAGCUGGUAAUAAGAAUUAUUGCUUUACGUUAAGUCAGGGGCAGGCAAUUAUUUCAGGCGGAGGGCCACUUACUGAGUUUUGGCAAGCCAUCUAGGGCCGCACAACAGGCAGCCAGGGGCAGAUAACUAUUCAUUUUCUACAUUUUUUUAGGGGCCCUACGGGCCAGAUAGAACAGCCUGGCAGGCUGCAUCUGGCCAGUGGGCCACAUUUUGCCCACCCCUGCAUUAAGUGCUUGAACUAAGCAAGUGGGAGUGGAAUGAUUUUUUUGAAGGA